UGUAAUUCGUUCUCCGCGCCGUAACCACAUUCGAAAAAAAAACAAAAUGACAGGUCGCGGAAAAGGCGGGAAGGGGCUUGGUAAAGGAGGCGCGAAACGUCACCGAAAAGUCUUGAGGGACAAUAUCCAAGGCAUUACCAAACCUGCUAUCAGAAGAUUGGCGAGACGAGGCGGCGUGAAACGAAUAUCUGGCCUAAUUUACGAAGAAACUAGAGGCGUACUGAAGGUUUUCUUGGAGAAUGUCAUUCGUGAUGCAGUGACAUACACAGAACAUGCCAAAAGGAAAACUGUGACCGCUAUGGAUGUGGUAUACGCGUUGAAGAGGCAAGGGCGAACGAUUUACGGAUUUGGAGGUUGAUUUUUUAAUAAUAAUAAAUAUUUUGUUGAUUGUUUUGUUGUUUUAAUCAAAAGUACUGACAAAGUCCUUUUCAGGACUGAA
Molecule: messenger RNA, 439 nt
Organism: Ostrinia nubilalis (European corn borer)
Lineage: Eukaryota; Metazoa; Arthropoda; Insecta; Lepidoptera; Crambidae
Product: histone H4-like
Exons: 1
Coding region: 47-358 (103 amino acids)
Biological process (GO): nucleosome assembly
Cellular component (GO): nucleosome
Molecular function (GO): structural constituent of chromatin; protein heterodimerization activity; DNA binding
Source: RefSeq, a predicted model, not a curated record